CACCCGCCCGUCGACAUGUACUCCGGCGACGCGACAUAUUUAGGCUCGGAUCGGAUCCACCUCCACCACCCCCCCGCGUUCCCAUUUCCCGAGUCCCGACCACCACCACCGACAGGCCAAUCAAUCAUGGAGUUCCCUCACCGCCACGGCCACGGCCACGGCCGCCGCGACGACGACGACGACGACCGCCGCCCCCCCGCCCCCUACGGCCGCCAAGAGCCCGACCCCUACGGCGCCCCUCCCCCGUCCUACGGCCGCCGCCCCGACGACGUCGCCUACGGCGCCCCGCCCCCCGCCUACGGUGGCGGCCGCGAGGACGACUACGGCGGCCGCGCCCCGGCCUACGGUGGGGGGCGCGAGGACGACUACGGCGGCCGCGCCCCGGCCUACGGUGGGGGGCGCGAGGACGACUACGGCGGCCGCGCCCCGGCCUACGGUGGGGGGCGCGAGGACGACUACGGGCGCCACGCGCCCGCGCCGGCCGGGUACGGCGGGGGUGACUACGGGCGCCACGCCCCCGCUCCGGCGUACGGAGGCGGCCGCGACGAAGGCUACGGCGCGCCCGCCCACGGCAACGUGGUGCACGUCUCCCACGAGUCCGGCGACGAGAGGCCGCAGUACGGGGGCUACGGCAACGAGACGCGCCCGCACCACGGCGGCGGCGGCGGGAUGGCGCCCCCGGCGACCAGGCAGCCGACGUACAGGGUCUUCUGCAAGGCCGGGGAGGAGAGCUUCAGCCUCGCCGCCAGGGACGGCAAGGUCUGCCUCGUCCGCACCGAUCGCGACGACGACACGCAGCACUGGAUCAAGGACAUGAAGUACAGCACAAGGGUCAAGGAUGAGGAAGGCUACCCUGCCAUGGCGCUCGUCAACAAGGCCAGCGGAGAGGCUCUCAAGCACUCCCUCGGCCAGUCCCACCCUGUUCUUCUGACCAGGUACAAUCCAGACACCCUGGACGAGUCGGUCCUUUGGACCGAGAGCAGGGAUGUUGGGGCAGGCUACCGCUGCAUCAGGAUGGUGAACAACAUCUACUUGAACUUUGAUGCGCUCCAUGGCGACAAGGACCAUGGCGGUGUGCGCGAUGGAACCACCCUCAUUCUGUGGGAGUGGACUGAGGGCGACAACCAGCGCUGGAAGAUCGUUGCCUGGUGAACGAUGCAUGUGCUGAAGUUUGUUGGUUCAAACAGCGCGCGGUCUUAAUAAUAAGCAAGUACUGAAUGUUUCUGGAAUAAAAAGGAUGGCGUCGAUGUGAGCGGUGUUUCUGUUUUGUUUGAGGAGUUAUAUAUACAUAUAUAUGUUAAUGAACUUGUAAUGGUGGAUUUAUUGGCCUAGAUUAUGUGUGAUGGAUGCAUGAGCAAACCAGUGCUUGUUAUUAUGCAUAUAUAUAUACAUGCCAUGUGACAUGUUUGUGAACUAUAAUAGAAUUGGUUUAUCUCAUCAUAUUGCUGUAACGGAGAUCUAUCUAUAUAACUUAGUUUUUGGUGGA
Messenger RNA from Hordeum vulgare subsp. vulgare (domesticated barley), 1486 nucleotides. Its product is annotated as ricin B-like lectin EULS3. The coding region runs from base 16 to 1152 and encodes 378 amino acids. The record is from RefSeq and is a predicted model, not a curated record. The transcript is spliced from 4 exons. NCBI's taxonomy places the organism in Eukaryota, Viridiplantae, Streptophyta, Magnoliopsida, Poales, Poaceae.